UUGAAUAAUGGAUGGAAAGCUGCCGCGAAUGUUACUAGCCAUAUGAAGGCUUGCUUGAUUAAUCAGGUCUACACACUAGUUGAGGACAUCGCAUACAGUCGACAAGAGAAAAAGCAUGCUCUCUGAGCGAUCCGAACUUCACAUGUGUACACAUAUGCGGCAAAUACACCCUUUUUGAGGCAUUGUCUAGAGGCGUCAGCUCUGCCACCCACAUCCAGGCCGUAUUUUGGUUGACCCCUUCUGUACUCACUGAGCAAUUUUGACGAGAAGGACGGAGAGAGAACACCAUACAACGGUCUUUUGAAUCGCUCCCUGAUGUGGCAAUCUACUUGCGUCUGAGGGAUAAAGGCGCCGCGAGUGCUGCUGCUGAGUUUCUGUACACACGAAUAUCGUGUGCAAUCGAGGAAAUACCGCAGUCGCCAGCUGGGUAGGCGGUCACUGCCAUAAUGCAGCUCUCGGGCCCCACAUAUUCCCAUCAUUAUGUCAGCUCCUGACCGCAUUACAUACUGCCACAAAAGCAGAGUGUCGGGUUAAGCUCCGUUUCCAGAUCUGCGGGGGCAUCUCCAUGUAGAAAACUACCGGGCCACUUUCGAUUGUCCGGUAACGUGACCCUCAUUCUCUCAGCUGCAGCGCCCAGCCGGAAGACCCGCCUCACGCGCUCCCCAUGUUUUCUUGGCUCAAGUCGGUGGCACCCUACGCCGCAUGUGCGCCUGUGCCUUUCAUUGGCGCUCUAGCUACUCGAGGCUGCAGUGGGGAUUAAAUGACAGGGCAGCCUGAAAAAAUGCCGACAUUCCGUUGAUUGACCGUUCGUUUUUUUAUUUGUUUUGUUUGUUCGCGGUCCCCAAAUCUCAUCUACGACGCGGAUCGCAACGCAGUCAAGAUGGAGCAUCAGGCGCUCCGUGCCGUGCUGCUGACAUUCCUCGUGGCGACCGUGGUGCCCUGCGCCGCGUCUGACGCCAAUGGACCAGAACGUGAACCGGACUUCAUUGUAACCAUUGGACCCAAAGGCGUGGAGGAAAAUACUCAACAGGUGUUUUUUCUCGGCCCUUCCGCAACUCUCCGUGUGGCUGACGAGAGCGGUAAAGCCAUCUUUCUGCCGCAACCGGCAUCGCCUGACCAGGAUACGGAGCCAAGCUACAAUCUUGCUUAUGUGUAUGAGAAUGGUCACUGCAAUUUUGCAAAAACUCUGGCGUACAGAGACGCGUUUCCCGGCUAUUCGCGUCCAUUAUGGGUCCGCUCCUCAGCUCAGGUAGGGAGGGGUGAUGGACUGCCUGCCGGAACAGUUGCGAACUACACGCUUACAAAUCCUCCGGCCGACUCUAUGAGUGGAGGUGUCAGUUUCUGCGUGCGGUUCACGAAAUCCGCCGCAGCGACAACGACGACCACGACCAAGGCACCGACAGAAGCGGCAGAUUCCACGACAAAGUCCUCAGAGUCCACUGAAGGCUCUUCAACCGGCCCCACUGACAGUAGUGGCUCGUCGUCUCAGUCCGGUGGCGGUUCAGACUCGUCGUCUCCGUCCGGUGGCGGUUCAGACUCGUCGUCUGACUCCGGCGAGGUUUCAGACUCAGGAGGUGGGUCUGGCGGCAGUGGAAGCUCAUCUCAAGAACAAAAUAACCGAGUGCAACGGGAGCCACCUCUCAAUCAUGUGCCAAAACCGGAGGUCAAUGUACAACCGCAACUCCAGCAACAAAGAGGAUCCAACACACCAGAACUCCCCGAUACAAAGAUUUCCUCAAAAGGCCAGCCUGCCGGUGAGGGAGGCCAGCAGGAUCUGACUUCAGAAGACGACAAUGGUAAAGGCGUGUAUUCAGGUGCAAGCAGUGAUGCCUCUUCAGAGGGUGCUGUUGCCUCACCAGGGCCUGAAGCUGAACCGGAGAACGGGGUGUCUGAGAACUCUGUUUUCCAUCCACUUUCCUCGGGUGAGGCAGUGACUCAAGACCAAGGCUCACAAGAAAGCACUAGCACCGCGGCUGUCCCCUCGGUGGAAGGAAUAUCCACUUCCGAAAUUGUAGAACGGAACGAAACUCAAGCUUCCGAGAUGACAGCAUCUCAAACUACAUCUGUCGGCACGCCUGGCAAGAACGGUGCCGUUGCUGCAGGUGGUGCGCGCUUGAGACGGCUGUCAGAUAAGGACGCUUCAGCGGUGAAAUAUCUAACGAUCGUCGUGCACUCCGCUGCGUGGGGCUUGUCAGCAGGGUCACUGAUGGCCUCAGCUGUUGUGUUGUCCAUAACGGUAACAUUUCUUUCCAGCGUUUAAGUGAGAGAAAUAAUAGUGAAUGAAUGAAGACUAUAUUGCCUGCAAUGAUUGCUAAUCCCA
This is a messenger RNA of Toxoplasma gondii ME49, 2320 nucleotides long. RefSeq names its product Toxoplasma gondii family A protein. The record is from RefSeq and is a predicted model, not a curated record. Lineage: Eukaryota; Apicomplexa; Conoidasida; Eucoccidiorida; Sarcocystidae. The transcript has a single exon. Bases 881 to 2260 code for a protein of 459 amino acids.